CACAACACCUGACGCGGCGCGCCCCCUGCUUCAAGCGAGCCGAGAGGAAGGAGCCAGCCAGCAGCCAUGGCUCCCUCCACCUCCACCACCGCGUCGCCGCUCUCCCGCAUCCUUCUCAGCCUCCCGAAGCCCAACACCGCCCAACCCUCCCGCUGCGCCAAAGCGCCGACCACGGACUCCGCCGCGGCCGCGGGCGCCAAGAAGAAAAACCUCGUCUUGAGCCGGCGCGAGGCCGCGGCCACGGCGCUCUCCACCGUCCUCUCCCGCGUCCUCCCCGCCGUAGCCGCUGAGACCGACGUCGCGUCGGCCGCCACAGGCGAGUGCGCUCUCGAGACGACCCCCUCCGGCCUCGCCUACUGCGACCGCGUUGUCGGCGCCGGCGCCGAGGCCGUCAAAGGGCAGCUCAUCAAGGCGCACUACCGGGGGAUGCUAGAGGACGGCACGGUGUUCGACAGCAGCUACGGCCGCGGGAGGCCGCUCACCAUCAUGGUCGGCGUCGGGGAGGUGAUCAAGGGAUGGGACCUCUGCAUCGCCGGCGGCGAAGGGAUCCCGCCCAUGCGAGUCGGUGGGAAGCGGAGCCUGAAGCUGCCGCCGGAGCUGGCGUACGGGGAGAAGGGGGCCGGCUGCAGGGGGUGGGAGCCCACGUCCUGCGUCAUCCCGCCCAACUCAACGCUCCUCUUCGACGUCGAGUACGUCGGCAGGGCAUCCUCAUGAGAUCUCCAUGGAUGCCGCUCCAAUGUCUCGGUUUCUCACUAAAUCCAUUCCAGAUCAGUACACGCAAAUUGGCAACAUUUCUUUUUGGUGAAGCACUAGUACAUAGUAUUGCUAGUUAAGUUAAGAAACAACUUCCAGCACAACGGCUGAACGACGAGUGAUAUUGUUAUUUCACCAUUAUCCUGCCUCGCACUCUCCCACUGAGCAGCAAAUAUCCAAUGUCACAAAAUCA
This is a messenger RNA of Lolium perenne, 946 nucleotides long. RefSeq names its product peptidyl-prolyl cis-trans isomerase FKBP13, chloroplastic. The record is from RefSeq and is a predicted model, not a curated record. Gene Ontology annotation, cellular component: chloroplast. Gene Ontology annotation, molecular function: peptidyl-prolyl cis-trans isomerase activity. Lineage: Eukaryota; Viridiplantae; Streptophyta; Magnoliopsida; Poales; Poaceae.